AUGAAAAAUCUACUCUUUUUCCCUAUUCUUUACAUUACGUUAAACGUAAUAGUUGCUCAAGCGGCAGUAAAUGUUGAUUAUAUAACAAUUGACGGAUUAGACUACUUUAAGGAACAUGGGGAUAAAUCAAACCCAGCAUUAAAAUCGAUAAAUUCUUUUGCUUCAAGAGCUUUAAAACUAGACAAACCAUAUUCAGUAAUAAACACAACGGUGAUCCCACCAAAUGGAGAUAAACGAGAAUAUCUUUCAUAUGCACCAUACUCAUGGCCAAAUUGUGAUGGUAUACCAAAUGUCACGGAUCCUCAAACUCAAUGUCCUUACGAAACACGUGACGGAAAGACUAAUCCUGAUGUUAAAAAUCUCUCUGAUCCAUCUGAUUCGAGAAAAAUGAUUGAUAGUGUAGUAAGCUUAUCAAUCUCUUAUGAAUUAAAUGAUGGUGAUAUAGCUGAAAAUUUUGCUAGAAAAGCUGUACAAUUGUUGGAUGUUUGGUUCGUUAACGAAAACACUAGUAUGCUACCCGACGUAAAUUAUGGUCAAGUACAAAGAGGUCCCGGAGAAUGGAAAGGAAGGGAUGAAGGAAUCCUUGAUUUACGUUUUUACGUGUACAUUCCAGUUGCGAUUAAAAUUCUUGAAAAAUCAAGUGCAUGGAACGAUUAUGUCGAAAAAGGAUUAAGAAAAUGGUUUUCUGAUUUUUCGGAUUGGUUAAUGAAUUCUGAAUUAGGGAAAGGAGUAGCCAAAAGAUCCAAUAACCAUGCAACGUUUUACAUAGCUGCAUUGGCGACAUAUUUGGAUUUUGCUGGGAGAACUGACGAAGCAAAAAAUGUCAUUAAAACAUUUGUUGAUACUACAUUCCAAGAUACCAUAUUGAAAUCAGGAGAACAGCCGAAAGAAAGCAAACGAACAAAACCAUUUCAUUAUCAAUGUUUUAAUUUAGAAGCUUUAACAUAUAUUGCUAUACUUUCACAAAAGAUAAAUGGAGCAAAUUUAUGGGAAACCAAAACAAAAUUUGGUGGUACUAUUCAAAAUGCCGUUGAUUUUCUGGUUGAUUUAGUAGAUAAGGGUAAGGUCAAGGAAGUGGAAUCCGUUCUUUUGCCUUCUUUAUAUAAAUCUAGAGAUUAUUAUGGUGAUAAAUCUGGAAAAUAUUCUAAAAUCUUAAAUAAAUUGUUACAAGAGACAGAUGGUGCUACUGAAUGGUGGACUGUAUAUAGUCCAAAGAGUUUAGAAGGAAUUAAAACAGGUUCCGCCUCAGCUUUACUUGGCAGUUCAUUAUAUG
This is a messenger RNA of Funneliformis caledonium, 1273 nucleotides long. Lineage: Eukaryota; Fungi; Glomeromycota; Glomeromycetes; Glomerales; Glomeraceae. The record is from the annotation of a GenBank genome assembly.